AUGCAGGCCGGCAGGUGCCCUCGCAAACGCUGCGCCGUAGGCGUAAAAAAUGGCCUGCAGAUUGUAUUUGUGACACUUCCAAAACCCCCGGAUCCACCGCCUCCAGUUGAAAUUGAGCCGCUAAUGUUUUUUGAAAACGUGCCCCCACCACAGGCACCGCCCGUUAGUCAAAGCGCGGCACGCGCAGCAAACAAGUGGGAGAGAGGCUGGGUCGUAGUGCCGCUUGUGGUUAAUGGCAACGGGGAGAUGGAGCGCUGGCAAAGUGUUGGCAAGGGCGAAUUUUCUAGUCUCAAGGAGGCGUACGAGGCGUGCGGUCCUUUUGAAUUGCUCGCAGAGUACCUGGCCGUCUUCGGCUGUACACUUCUCGACAGGAUCUAUCUCUUGGUUGCAACGAGGGUGGAGGUGAUUGCCUCCCUGCCGUUUGGCGGCGCCAUUCAACGCGUUCUCUCGACGGAAUGGGUGCCGCUGCGUAUUCCAGAUGCAGUGCCGCUUUGUCUCUUGCCGACGGACAGGAGCAGGCUGGAAGAGUUCCAGCACUACUCGUAUGAGCGCGGAUACUAUUACUCUGACGACGCCGACCUCAGUUAUCCAUUUCCUUUUUUGCCACCUGCAGUUGCGGCGGCCCCCACGCUUCACUGCGACUGGUCGGAGCACCUGCGACAGCCGUUCCGUCCACACGGCCUCUCUGAGGGCUGCUCAGUGCUGCUUCGCGGCUUCGCGGAGGAAGCCGUCGUGAAGCUGAAAAACGGCUCUCCUCUUCACAUGCUGCUGCUAGGUCGUCAGAACAACCUGAACCCCGGCCCAAGGUACCUCGGACGUGGACUGAACGGGAAUAACGCCGCGGGAAACGACCACUUUUACGAAUACGUCUUGUGGAGGUCAAAUGAGGACGGCUCCGUCUUCUUUGCACGUCAUACGAUACUCCGAGGGACGAUCCCCGUGCACUGGUCCACACAAUUCCAUAGGGCCAUGGGCGAGCCUUCAAUGGUAUUUAGCCCGAAUCGAGAGGAAGUCCUACGAGGCUGCGAUGUAUACUUUGAGUUUGUGUUUCGUCAGUUAGCAUCCCUUAUAAGGUACGACACGGGAAACGCCCUUCUAAAUGCCGCCCCCAAACUGCGUUGCGUGAGUUUACUUCGGCAGAACCCUCAACAUGGCGAAGGUGUUUUGGCCAGGCACUUUUUGGAUGCGGUGAGGAAAUCGGAUGCCGUGGUGAGUCGCCUUUUCCACGACGCCCAACUGGACCUUGUGCACCUUGAUUGGCUGAAUCUUGUAAAAGACUACGGCGUGGAUGUCGUCACAAGGACGUUUUGGGAAUCGAUCUUGGAGUUUUUGGCUCCGCAGGGCAACGAGGCACUCGCCACGGUGGGUGUAUUACACUGUGACGGCAGCGUCACGCGGAGAAGUUGCCAACGACGCUUCUUGCGGGUUAAUUGCGCAGAUUCUUUGGAUAGAACAAACCUUGGGUGCUUCUUCACGUGCUUUCAGGCAUCCAUCUCCAUGCUGCGUUCGCUGGAAAUAGGGUUGGACCAGUUUGUGGAUCAAACUCCCUUGCCCCCUCUACAAGGACAAGACGACGCCAGUCAGUGCAGACUCUCUUCCUUUUCCUUGGGAGGGAACAAGAUGACAAUAACUCAACCGUUUGUAUGCACGUGGUAUGAGGCCCGCAAUCCGUCACUGUGCCCUGUGGCGGUUGUUCGGGCCCUCUCUGAACUCUACGUGCACAAUGGAGAUGUUGUCGCGCAGCUGUAUACGAGCUCGGCGGCAAUGCAUAGUAACCUUUUACGAAGUAUUUGCGGUUUAAGGUCUACGGCGCACAACGCGGUGAUAGCAACCCAGCGACGGUUUGAAAAUGUGUUUGAGGAUCGAAGCAAAUUCAGAAGCCUUGAACUUUUACUGGGGAGAAACAAGGAUAUUCACUUCCCCUCAAUGAGUCAGUCCUUUCUCACGCGUCCUGUACCACUCCAGUAUUGGACGUGUGCGCUGAUAGCGAUGGGCGUUCCUCUCUUUGUUUCCUCGCUCGAUUUGGCUGAGGCGGUACGACAGGCAGUGGAGGAAAUUUUCUCCCUGAAACUCCCAGCUUGUGGCCUCGCAAGUAACUCGAGUUUUGCGCAGGGUUUUUGCAUAUCCCUGGCCGAGGAUGAGGUCGCAUCCCACAAAGAAUUUCUAACGGCAGUGGGGCAAGUGACAUUUGAGCAGCCGCCGCCCAUGGCAGAGGACGACGGCGCCGUUCUCCACGACAAUGAGCGAAUUGCCGUGAUUGAAUUUGACCACGACCGCUUUGACGCGUCCCAUGUUCAACGGUUUCUCCAGGCGAGAGAGACCCUGCGGGUGCUAAACUGCAGUGUGACACUUGUCCCAUACACCUACCCCAUCCAGGGAACUGCCGAGAAUUCCGCAGGUCUCGUUAAGAAGGCGGCUAACUCCUUGCGAAGCGGCCUCAAGAACUUUGUGAGAGGGCUCAAUUCAUGA
Messenger RNA from Trypanosoma conorhini, 2469 nucleotides. Its product is annotated as putative inositol 5'-phosphatase. The record is from RefSeq and is a predicted model, not a curated record. Gene Ontology annotation, molecular function: phosphatase activity. NCBI's taxonomy places the organism in Eukaryota, Euglenozoa, Kinetoplastea, Trypanosomatida, Trypanosomatidae. The coding region runs from base 1 to 2469 and encodes 822 amino acids. The transcript has a single exon.